This is a messenger RNA of Aethalodelphis obliquidens (Pacific white-sided dolphin), 9042 nucleotides long. It is a transcript of the gene PRLR, whose product is annotated as prolactin receptor. Bases 900 to 2894 code for a protein of 664 amino acids. The record is from RefSeq and is a predicted model, not a curated record. The transcript has 12 exons. Gene Ontology annotation, molecular function: peptide hormone binding; prolactin receptor activity; cytokine binding. Gene Ontology annotation, cellular component: external side of plasma membrane; signaling receptor complex; membrane. NCBI's taxonomy places the organism in Eukaryota, Metazoa, Chordata, Mammalia, Artiodactyla, Delphinidae. Gene Ontology annotation, biological process: positive regulation of cell population proliferation; cytokine-mediated signaling pathway.
AAGAAGCCACCCCACAUCUUGGCUGCCAGGAGAAAUACCAUCUUUGAGGUCAUGCCAUUCAUGAAGACAUUUUUAUUAGUGUUUUGUCCGUCUAUUUUUCUGUUGCAGUCUCAGUGGAAGACGUGUGGUCUUGCUCGUGCAAAACCCAUCUGGAGAGAAUCCGUUCUUUCUUCUCCACGUCUUUGCUGCAUUUCGGCUUCCCCAGCUUCCUUCCUCACCUGGCAAAGCUGGCUGGCUCUGGACGUUUUGCAGGCUGAAGAAAAUCACUGUUUCGCCUCCAGCAAGGAACAGAAAUGUUGCAACCCUGACUCCUCCUCUAAUGAAGAAAGAGUGAACAAGUGCACUUGUUGGGCUUCUUCUCCCAGAGCCUCCGGGCUGGGGGAGCCAAGGCUGAGAUCCCGGGACACCCCCCGGUUGGGCUGGGCUUCCCGCCCGCCCGCCCCCUUCCAUUUGGGUCUAACUCGCUCCUCUCCCUCUUUCUGGAUUUUACCGGCUGUUCCUGAAACAGCUUUACACACGAUGGAUCUCCACGUCCUUUUACAGGAAGUGCUCACGGACUGAGAUGGCAGACUUUGCUCCCCGGCAAAAUUGACGUGUCUUUUGGUUGAAUGUGACACGUCUUUUUGAAGGAACAAGAGGCAGACAAGUUUCAGCUGCCAAAAAUAAAAGAGAAACUGGGAAGAAUUUAACUUCUGAACUAGAAGGUCAGUCUUGCCAGCGGCCUUUGAGGAGUCUAAAGAACUCUUCUAUUCAUGGAGGCAAAUGCUAAGGAUGCUUUCUACAUGAACCUUGAGUUGGCUGAGGAAAGCAAGACAGAUAUGACCCUCUCGACAGUUUCUAUUAAAAGAAAUUCAUCUCAGAAAGAGGAAGAGAUGGGCCCAAAUCGAUCUCACUGAGAAAUGGCAGAACCAGCUCUAGAAACCACUGUCCAAUUCUUUCUGCAGCUUGCGUCGCCUCUCGGUGAACCUCUGAUCCAUUUCCUGUGGAAAGAGAAGGGAGCCAACAUGAAGGAAAAUGUGGCAUCCACAGUGGUUUUCAUUUUGCUACUGUUUCUCAACACCAACCUUCUGAAUGGACAGUCACCUCCCGGAAAACCUGAGAUCUUUAAAUGUCGUUCUCCCGAAAAGGAAACAUUCACCUGCUGGUGGAAGCCUGGGGCAGACGGAGGAUUACCUACCAAUUACACGCUGACUUACCACAAGGAAGGAGAGACAUUCACCCAUGAAUGUCCGGACUACAAAACCGGUGGUCCCAACUCCUGCUACUUUAACAAGAAGCACACCUCCAUAUGGACGAUAUACAUCAUCACAGUAAACGCCACGAACCAGAUGGGAAGCAGUUCCUCGGAUCCACGUUACGUGGACGUGACUUACAUAGUUGAACCAGACCCUCCUGUGAACCUGACUUUGGAAUUUAAACAGCCAGAAGACAGAAAACCGUAUCUGUGGAUAAAAUGGUUUCCACCCACCCUGGUUGAUGUAAGAUCUGGUUGGCUCACACUCCAGUAUGAAAUUCGAUUAAAACCUGAGAAAGCAGCUGAGUGGGAGACUCAUUUCGCUGGGCAGCAGACUCAGUUUAAGAUUCUCAGCUUAUAUCCAGGGCAGAAAUACCUUGUUCAGGUUCACUGCAAGCCAGACCAUGGAUUCUGGAGUGAGUGGAGCCCAGAGAGCUCCAUCCCGAUACCUAAUGACUUCUCAAUGACAGAUGCAACCGUGUGGAUCUUUGUGGCCGUUCUUUCUGCUGUCAUCUGUUUGAUUAUGGUCUGGGCAGUGGCUUUGAAGGGCUACAGCAUGGUGACCUGCAUCCUCCCUCCGGUUCCUGGGCCAAAAAUAAAAGGAUUUGAUACUCAUCUGCUGGAGGUAAGUCCAGAGAAGGGCAAGUCCGAGGAACUUCUGAGCGCCCUGGGGUGCCAAGACUUCCCUCCCACUUCCGACUGCGAGGACUUACUGGUGGAGUUCUUAGAGGUGGAUGACAGUGGGGACCAGCAGCUGCUGGCAGCUCACUCCAAAGAACACCCGGGGCAAGGCGUGAAGCCCACGCACUCGGAUCCCGACAGUGACUCUGGCCGGGGCAGCUGCGACAGCCCUUCCCUUCUGUCUGAAAAGUGUGAUGAACCUCGGGCCAAUCCCUCCAAGUUCCACACUCCUGAGGGCCUUGAGAAGGCAGAGAAACCUGAAACAAACGUUACCCAGCCCCAAGGCCCUCAGAGCACAAGCAUGGAAGGCAAAAUCCCCUCUCUUCAUGCCAGCGGAUCCCAAUCUUCAACGUGGCCUUUGCUGCAGCCCCCCGGCCUGCACUACUCCAGGUCAUCUUACCACAGCGUUGCUGAUGUGUGUAAGCUGGGCCUGGGCACGGCAGGUGCUGCAUCCACUUUGUUGGACAAAACAGACACACGUGCUUUAACACCCUCACAAACCAUUGAGACUGGCGGGGAAGGAAAGGCAGCUGAGCACGGGGAGUCAGAAAGCUUCCGUUCCAAGACUGACCAAGAUGCAGCACGGCUGCUGCCCCAGGGCAAGACCCCCUUGACCUCUGCUAAACCCUUGGAGUACGUGGAGAUCCACAAAGUCAGCAAAGAUGGAGCGCUGGCGCUGCUCCCGAAACAAAAUGAGCACAGCGGCCGGGCGGAGAAGACCAGCACCCCUGAAACCAGCAAGGAGUAUUCGAAGGUGUCCCGGGUGAUGGCGAGCAACAUCCUGGUGUUGGUGCAGGAUCGGCGAGCGCAAAACCUGGCUCCGUUUGAAGAACCGGCCAAGGAGGCCCCGCCAUCCCUGCCACAGAAUCCAGCCGCGGUAGACCUGGCCUCCUUCCCCGCGGCCCCGAGCAGCUGCAGACUCCAGCUCGGUGGGCUGGAUUACCUGCAUCCCACAGGUUUUAUGCACCCCUUUCAGUGAGAGCUUGAUUCAUGGAAGGAUGGGUUAAAAUGUGAUUUUCCUUCAGGUAACACUACAGAGUACAUGAAAUGCACUCUACCAGAGAAGGCUUGAGAACGGGGUUAGAAUGACACUACCAAACUCCCAGGUCACUCGUCUUCAUGAUCCAUUUUCAACCAGUUGCCUCUUUCUCCAACAGUUGAUUCCAGAACAAAUCGUUUAGUUUCGUGUGAUUUGUAGAGUUACGUUUUGCUAUCAGUUAUAAAAUUAUGUGUUCAAUGAAAUAAAAGCACAUUGCUUAGUAUUCUUGAGGGACAGUGCCAAUAGGUAUAUCCCCUGGAACAGGCUUUCAUGGUCUGGUAUAUGACAGAAGGAUAUCAACCAGUCAAAACUGUUUACCACAGGAAGAGGGUAGAUAUGAGAAAAAUGCCAUGAAAACCACUUUUGAAGACCAAUUGCUUAACCUUUAGCACUCCUCUCUCAUUUUAUUAGGAUUAACCAAAUUAAACACAUUUAAAAAAAGAGUGCAUUCUAGAACACCUGACAAAUUGUUUACAUCCGUUCCUAUUACCUUAAUGAUGCAUUGCCAAUAUGCAAAUAAAAAGGAUGCCUCCAAUUUUUUCUUAAAAUAGUUUGAAUUUAUUAAGCAUGGAUUCCCCCCCCCACCCCCGCUAAAUUGUAUUUCAUUCUGAAGUUCCUGGAGAAUAGAGUUUUAGAAAGUGAAAUUUUCUUACAUAAGAGGCAAAUGAGUUUCAUGUGGUGAAUCCUUCUAAAAUGUUUUCCUCCUUCAUUUCAGCAUGAUAAUUUAUUACACACCCUAGUCUUCUGUUAGUGAAAAAAAAUCCCCAAAGACUAACUUUAAUUUAAAAGAUCAUCGCUAACGGAAGUACUGCCUUACUGUACAUACAAAUUCUACUUUAAUAUAAACCCGUAAGUUGAACAAUGUAUUUUUGAAGACUAUUUUUCUAUCACUUAGGUAAAUAAAACACUGUUUUCUACCUUCCCAGUACAGCUGUUUACCUAUUCAGUGGGUACAGUAUUUUCCGUUAUGUGAUUAUAAGGAGUAUUUACAGUACAGAGUGAUAUAUGCAGUCCCUGUUUGUGGAAUAAAAUACCACACCAACCCAAAGCCCACUGAGGAAUAUGAAGUGGAUGACAAUAUUCAGUUUCCAACACAGUGUAGUAUAGUUUAGCUGAUUCUUUUUAUCUCCAGGAUACUUUAAACAACAAUCAUAGAGCUAGAGUUUUAGGGCUCUCCACAGACCAGAAAUUACUUCUCUUGUAAUUUAGGGCUACUCCGGGGCUUCUGCUCUUCUCUGGGUGAAUAGUCAUAAAGCUACAAUGAAAAAGGAGAGUGGUAACAUCUAACGCACUGUCCAAGAGAGAGGGUUCUUGUUCUGCUUUUCUGAACAAUCUUGGACAGCGAGGACAUUUUAAGUAAAGCCAGGAGUUCGUGUCUCUCUGGAAUAGAUCCAGUAGAUCCACUUGCAGAAUUUUGGCAGGGGCAGGGAGAGCACUCACGUCAGAAGUAUCCAAAGCAAAGUUCCAAGAAACCAGGCAUCUGUGGAUUAGUGGGAACCACUACAAAGGCCAGGGUAUGGUAGUUGGAAGCCCCAAGUCAGUUCCAAGGGCAGGCUCUCCAAGAGCGGUCAAAAGCCUGGAUCUCCAUUUUAAAGAGAACAUCCAUGACUCAUCAAACUGCCUGCCUCUAUUUCCAUUUCACCUGACAGCAAAUCCAUUUCUGUAUCCACUCACUAGCUGGAACAUAGAGAAUUUGAGCUCCCUCUGUGAGUUAAAUAUUCCAGCCCAACAAGUCCAUGUGGAUAGGAACUGGACUCCGAAGUGGCCUGAUGUGUGAAAGUGAACACGUUGCCAGAGCUUCCAGAAAUGCAAAAGUAAUACAUCUGAAGCUCUACUCUCCCAAUAUGCAAACAACAUGUUAAGAGCGAGGGGGCUAUUUGGGAAAGUUGUCCAAGUUUAUUCAAUCCCCUAGAUCCUUGCUACUCAAAAUAUGGUCUGACCAGCUGCAUCAGCAUCACCUGGGCGCUGCUUGGAAAUGCAGAAUCUCCACCCCAACCCUGCCUCAGAAUCUGCAUUUUGCUAAGAUCCCCAGAUGAUUCAUGUGCGCAGUGAAGUUUGAGAAGCAGUGCCCUAGGUGAUCAUUUCCACUAAAGCUUAUUUUAGUGCGUGAAGCGAUCCUCUCCUGGAAAGUACAGGUUGAGUCUAUUUGACUUGCACUGAACGGUACUGUAAGAAAAAGGCAUCAUUUUUUAAAACAUAUUAGUGGUUUAGGAUUCGCAUAAUGGUAGAGAAUGACCUGAAAAAGUACACACAACUUCUAAGAGGUCCAGGGAAUAUAUUCCACCUUGAGAAGCAUUGACAAAAGACUCUGCCCUUCACAGCCAGUACAGACUAAACCUUUCCCAAAAAUAGUCCAAUCUCCUCCAAGAUGUGUAUCAAUCAGUCUGAUAGUAUGAAAAUUCAAAAAUAGUCUGCUUUUGAUAUAUAAUUUGGCAUAUAUGGAAAAAAAUGUCAUGGCUGAAGACUCAAACUAAAUCCUUAAAAAAAACACCAGUUAGCAAGUAAAUUACUACCACUUGUUAACUAAAGCCAAGGCUAUAAGUCUAUGGUCAGUUAGCACUCUUUAAUAAACUAUGUUUUUUUCAUGGUCUAGCCUAUUUUCUGUUAAGGAAUCCCCUAGUCGAAUGAAAGUAUGCAGAUUGGGGGCCAAGAGACCCAGCUUCUAAUGCUAAUUAUGUUACCUUAGACAGAUCAACUCCCUUCUCUGGGCCUCAGUUUCCUCUGAAGGAAAUGUUAGGCCGGAAAAUCUCUAAUGUCCUUUCAAACUCCGACUCCUUGAUUCCAUGAUUCACUGAAUAGUGUCCUGCAAAGAUAAUUAACCAAUGCCUUGUAUCAUAAUUAAGCUAAUAAAUAGUUGCCCUUUAUCAUAGAAAUACAAGUCCUCUUCAGGGAUGUGGUCAUUUUAUUUCACUUGCAAAUCAUCAAGUCCAACUGAUCUUAACAUAUCGCACAUGCAUUUUAUACAUCAUGUAGGUAUAGAAUCAUAGUCUAAGAUUAUGUGCAAAUAUGCGUGUAGAGAGAAGAGGCAUGAGAUAUUUUUUUAAAGACAUUGAAAGAGGCUUUGAUUUUUAGAAAGAAAAACACUUUUCUUAUAUCAGGCGGCUGAUUCUGGUUUGUUUUUUUUUUUCUCCCAUGGAUUAUGUACCACCAUUGCACAUUUGGCUUUAAAAGCCUUAAGUUCUUAAUUAUAAAGGUCAUAUUUUUAUAAACAAACACCUAAAUAUUCAAGUUACAAAGCACACGGAAGAGGGAUAGCCAAUGGAUGAUUUAUGGAAGCUGAUGACUCAAACUGCAAAAUCUUCUCUGGUCAGUUUUAGCAAAUGGGUACAAGGCACCUCAAAUGAGCACAAGUUAUGAUCAGCCAUGUCACUGACAUUUAACAGACUCUCCACCUCCUAAGUGCCUAAGGCCAAUCCUGGUAGGCAGUUAUGUACUAAAUACUUGCUUUCACUGGUUUGGUCCAAAGCUGGUCAAUCCCUUACCAUCUGUACGAGACGAAGGAGUUUGACUGUCCUGUAGUGACCCAGCCGAACGGGAGAAUCCGAUGAACAACCAGAGGCACCUGAGCCCCAGGGUGCAGCUUGGUUAAGGAGGGUCCGUUCCCAAAUCUGCCUCUUUCUCCAGGCUGCCCGCCACUGCCCAUCACUGGCAGAAAGACUUGCCGCUGCCUGUAGUAAUUUUACUAUCUCCUUAGAGUAGACAUGAAAGAAACAGAUUUGUACACAUCUUACAAAGUGCCUUUCUUUACUUUUUGUUUUUUUGAAGUUUCAUUUUCACAAGAAAAGUGUAUCGAUUAGAAAGUAAAUCUUACAAUUUAGGUAAAUGAAUGAAAAAGCCAGAAAGAGAAUGACUAAACGGUCUAAGGUCCAAUCAGCAACUACUGAGUGGAUUUUAAUUUAUUGUUUAAUUGAAUUGCCACAGAGCUGAUGUGAAUAGUGUAACUUACUUUGACAAGAAAUUGACUCUGGCUAGGAUUUUGGAAUAAGCCUGCCACCCUGUUACUUGAGACCCUCAAUUUGAAAACAUAUUAAUGAACUUCUGAAUAGCUUGGACUUGCAUGCCAGGGCCUGAGAAGGGGAAUGCAUGCACCGUGGAAACUUGCACACAUGCAGAAAGAUGUAAAGGCUCUGGGUUACCAUCCGCAGGGUUGCUAACGUAGAUUUGUCAUUGAUGAAAGCCUCACGUGUACUUCAGUGAACCAAUUUCUUUUUCUCCUUUUUCAGCCCAAGCAUCAUUGUGUUGUUGCUAGGGUAGUGGGCUGAGCACUCAAUUUCCAGGUCGAGGUCAUCCUGCUGCCACUAAACAGGCUGUGUGAUCUUAGGCAAGUCCUUUAAACUCUAGCCACUAGUUCCCUCACCUGUUAAACGAGUGCAUUGGCCUAAAAUAUUUCUAAGACCCCUUCCGGCUCUAACUGUCUUUGAUGCUCAUGAUCUAAGUAAAGUCCAGGGUUUCUGUAGAAGGCCCAGGGGCAGUGCAGGGAAAUAUUGCUGGUGUGGCCUUAACCUGAAGCAGUGGACAAUGUGGCUGUGACACCGCUGAAGAGAAAAACAGAUCCAUUCCUCCAAGUCAGAUCGAUUUCAGUUAGCAUCCUUGCUUCUUCUCUUCUGCUUAGCUGUCCAUCUUGUAGGCUUCUUAUGCUCUCACUCCAGGGCCUUUAUUUUUCCUGAGAGUUCAUUAUGUGCAGUAGCAACCAUAGGAUUUGCAAGAAACUAAAUUACACAUAAACGAUGACUUUGGCCUGAGUCAAAGGACUGAGUCAGAUGUUAAGUCAGCCACACAGAUAUCAAGGCCCAGGUUGAGGGUCACAAGUUACCCCAUUUAAAGGUCCUCAGGCUUAGAUAUUCUAGCCCAAUUCAUUCAUUCGAAGGCCAUGAAUAAAUCCAGCUACAUUGACGACUCGGCCGUGGAGGUCUUAAGCAGAAACUUAAAAAUACAAAAUGAUUGCUUGAGAGCUUAUGACCUAACCAGAAGUUCUACUUAUAGUUAUGGCCUGGACUUAUUUCAUGAUCAGUAUACAUGUCAUCUGCAAAUCAAACAGGAGUUCUCUCCCUAGAUUUGUGUCUUUCAAGAAGGUGACUUUUGGUCUGAGACCAUUACAUGGUAUCUAUUUCAAUAAAAGGAAAGAGAUAGAAAGGGUGUUUCCAAAUGUUUGGGCACCUUAGGAUUCCACAAAAUGCCAAGAGUAGCCUGCUAAACCCAAAUUUUAUUGGACAUAGUCACUCUAUAAUCUAUUCAGUGUUCUGAGUUUAUGGCUAAGAGAUGCACGUAACUCACAAUACCAUAUGCCCAUGACUGUUUUGUCCACAUUGAUUCCUUUGAGUUAUGCUCUGAUUUCAUGUCAGGAAGCACUGAGAUGUGCAAAGGGGGAAAACAUGUACUGUUUACAUGGUUGUUGUCAGUGAAGAGAGAGACCCUUAGAUAAUCACAGUCUAUUAGUUAACUUUUUACCUGCUGCUGAUUAAAAAGAAAAAACACUUAACUCUAAAAACUUUAGCUACUUAAGUAGUAACAUCAAAAAUGAUAGUUUAAUAGUUAUGGUCAAAUUAUGCUUCACCUGGGUACACUUCAAAGUCCAGUCUGAGUUUUUUCCAUGCAGAUUUCACAAAUCCUGAGGGGGGAAAAUAUCUUGUUGUUGUGUUAUCUGAAAUUGAAAAACUAUAUGGCAAAGAUUUUCCUGAACAGCAAUUUGUUUUAUAAAAUUCCUGAUAAAAUGAUUUUGAAGUUUUAAAAGUAACUACCUCCCUUCUUGUUCUAAUAUCCUUCCUUCAAACUGCUUAUCAUUUAGAGAUGAAAGAUGUCACAUCUCCCACUUUGACUAUUUUCAGUGCCAUAGUUGUGUAUUUGCCAUGUGAUAUUCCUGACUUUAAAGUAACUGUUAUAUGAUUUUAUAUUAUAUUGCUUUAUGUGGUUCAAAAACUGUAUGACACAUUGAAAUAUAUAAUCCUCCUGUUGUGAAACUCACCAUGUAAUACAAAAGAAAAUAAUUAUUUAAUGACUUAGAAUCUAUGUAUAUGUAUUUCAGUAUGAUUGUUUCUAUGUCUGGAAAACAAAACUGAAAAAAAUAUGUAAUGAUAUCUUUCUGAUGAAA